Molecule: messenger RNA, 3445 nt
Organism: Microtus oregoni (creeping vole)
Lineage: Eukaryota; Metazoa; Chordata; Mammalia; Rodentia; Cricetidae
Gene: Kcnk5
Product: potassium two pore domain channel subfamily K member 5
Exons: 5
Coding region: 329-1828 (499 amino acids)
Biological process (GO): stabilization of membrane potential; potassium ion transmembrane transport
Cellular component (GO): membrane
Molecular function (GO): potassium ion leak channel activity
Source: RefSeq, a predicted model, not a curated record
UCACCAUACUGUCGCGCGCACAGGGCAGCACACGUGUCUACCGGUGUGGGUCCUGAGUUUCACCCUGUCGCUCAGAAUCGAGAGAUUGUGGGUGGCCCCAGACCCCUUUUGGUGUACGCUCACCCUGGCUUGCGUGAGCGUGAUCCACGCAGUUCACUGCGCUCACGGAGCCAACUUGGUCAAGCAAUUGUCCCGGGAGCGGCGCGCGGGGGGCACCGGGCACUGCGCAUGCGGAGCUCCAAAUUCAAACAGCUGUGUCAGGGCUGUUGGACUGGUGGACCGCUGUAACUAGGGGACUCGUUCACUAGGAGGUGGCCACUGAAGAGCCAUGGUGGACCGGGGUCCCCUGCUCACCUCGGCCAUCAUUUUCUACCUGGCCAUCGGGGCGGCGAUCUUCGAAGUGCUGGAGGAGCCGCACUGGAAGGAGGCCAAGAAAAACUACUAUACACAGAAACUGCUUCUACUGAAAGAGUUUCCGUGCCUGAGCCAGGAAGGCCUGGACAAGAUCCUACAGGUGGUGUCUGAUGCUGCAGAUCAGGGUGUGGCCAUUACAGGUAACCAGACUUUCAACAACUGGAACUGGCCUAAUGCGAUGAUUUUUGCAGCCACGGUCAUCACCACCAUUGGUUAUGGCAAUGUGGCUCCCAAGACCCCAGCUGGGCGCCUCUUCUGUGUCUUCUAUGGUCUCUUUGGGGUGCCGCUGUGCUUGACAUGGAUCAGUGCCCUGGGCAAGUUCUUCGGGGGACGUGCCAAGAGGCUGGGCCAGUUUCUUACGAGGAGAGGAGUGAGCCUGCGGAAGGCUCAGAUCACAUGCACAGCCAUCUUCAUCGUGUGGGGCGUCCUGGUCCACCUGGUGAUCCCGCCCUUUGUGUUCAUGGUGACAGAAGAAUGGAACUAUAUCGAGGGCCUCUACUAUUCCUUCAUCACCAUCUCCACCAUUGGCUUUGGGGAUUUUGUGGCUGGUGUGAAUCCCAGUGCCAACUACCAUGCCCUGUACCGCUACUUUGUGGAACUUUGGAUCUACCUGGGAUUGGCCUGGCUGUCCCUCUUUGUCAACUGGAAGGUCAGCAUGUUUGUGGAAGUGCACAAAGCCAUUAAGAAGAGGCGGCGGAGGCGAAAGGAAUCUUUUGAGAGCUCCCCACACUCCCGGAAGGCCCUGCAGAUGGCUGGAAGUACAGCCUCCAAAGACGUCAACAUCUUUAGCUUCCUCUCCAAAAAAGAGGAGACCUACAAUGACCUCAUCAAACAGAUUGGGAAGAAGGCAAUGAAAACAAGUGGGGAGAGGGUUCCAGGAUCUGGACAUGGGCUGGGACCUCAAGGGGAUGGACUAUCUGACAUCCCUGCAUCCCUGGUACCUUUGGUGGUCUAUUCCAAAAACCGAGUGCCCAGCUUAGAAGAGGUAUCUCAGACUCUCAGAAGCAAAGGGCAUGUGUCGAGGCCAGUUGGUGUGGAGGCUGAAGCGCAGGCUCCCAAAGAUGGCUACCCAGGCUCUGAAGUAUUUAUUAACCAACUGGACCGUAUCACUGAGGAGGCUGAGCCAUGGGAAGCCCUGGACUAUCAUCCGCUCAUCUUCCAAAAUGCCAACAUUACCUUUGAAAAUGAGGAAACAGGCUUCUCAGAUGAGGAAACCUCCAAGUCUUCCAUGGAGGACAAUUUGGCCUCAAAGGAGCAGCCUCAGCAAGAGGCUGUGCCUGAGGCACCCUUGAGCACGGGUGAAUUCCCUUCAUCAGAUGAGUCCACCUUCACCAGCACCGAGUCAGAGCUCUCUGUGCCUUAUGAGCAGCUGAUGAACGAGUACAAUAAGACAGAUAGCCCUAGAGGCACGUGAGGCAGGCCAGGCUCCCCGCCUGCUCUCCAGUGGCUUCUUCCCCUCACCUGGGUUGUCCUGUGAUGGCCAGAUCCCUGGGGAGAGGGCCCUGGAAAUGAGAUGGGGAGCCAGGGCCCUGCUUUUCCAGCUGGUUGCUUGCUUCCAUGGGAUGUGGUGUCGGCCCAGGACAGGCCUCCAUUCUACAGCCCCCAUGGGGAGGCUGCUGUCCUGGGCCUGCCUUGUAGGUAGGUAUAUCUGCUGACUCGAGGCAUGUAGGCUAUAGCACUCACCCUGGAGGUCCUAUGUCUGUUGGUUAAGUCUUCCCCCGUUGUUUGGUUGACUGUCACACGGUUCUCUGAGUUCACCAGUAUUAACGAGCACCUCCUGCGUGCUAGGCACUGAGCUAGGCAUUUGGAAGGAGGAGCUUGUAAGACCCAGAGUUGUCAUGUUGAGUCUUCUGGGGAGGCACAGGUAUGAUGGGGUUUGGUAGUAGCAGGACCCAUCUGUUCAUCCACUCACUGCUCUGCCCAGCAAGCCCUUUACUGCAAACCUCAGGGCAGGGGCUGUGUGUGUGUGUGUGUGUGUUGGGGGGGGGGGGGGUCCACUAUCUGUCCCAGAGCCUUGUCCCGUCUCAGAUUCCCUUUGUAAGCAACAGCAAUGCUGUACCCUGGGGGUGCAGGAGAAAGAUGGGUGACUAUGGAAAUUAGUACUCCGGGCAUGGUCAGGGAGCUUAGAUGUGAAGUCCAGGUCCCUCAGCCCCUUCCUGAUGGAAGUACAAGUCCCAGCCCCAGUCUGGGCACCCACACUCCCAACCCACCAUCUCAUUCCCUGAGGAUUCCCUCACUGCCUCUCCCCCUCACCCCUCUUUUAGUGGGUCCUAUGGGGUGAGGCCACAUCUUGGCUUACAGAACUGUGAAUUGAGCUCCCUUCUUAAACCACUGUGUGGUGGUAGUGUGUGUGGGGUGCCAGUGGGUGUGUGUGCGUGCAUUUGGGCUGGGGAAAAAAGAAAAUGUGAAUUUUACUGGACCAGAUAUUCCUGGUGAGGUCUGGAAACUAGCUGCUGUAUAAGUCCUUGAUGCUCAACCUCCAGCUAGCCUGCUCUGGCCUAAAUGGUUUUUGUUAUUAAUAUUUCUUAAUGAAUUGUUCUUUUUAUACCCAGAAUCUGUCAUUGACUUCAGAGCCAAUAAAGAACAGGGUCCCUGCAAAGUGGGAUGGAUGUCUGUAGAGGGCACUCUGUUGUCCUUCCAACUCAGCUUGUUCAUUUGUGGUAAUGCCAGUCAAGGCCUUAUGCAGAGCUGGGGGGGGGGGUGGACAACACCACUGCAGGUCACUGGGUGCUGGGGGCAGGAGAUAAUAACCUGCCUCAGCCCCUUCCCUUACCAUGUAUAUUCUACCGAGGGGCAUAUAGGGCCAGAGCCCCAUACAUGAUGUCAGUGAGAGGUGUGUGUUCAUACCUCCACCAUUCUCUAAGCGGUUGUAGAGGCCACAUUGGCUUCAGGGUGGGAGGGACAGCCUGGCUCCUGUGAACAGUGUCCUAAGAUGAAUGUCCUGGAGCCACACUAACCACACUGUAUACAUGUCCUGGUGGUGAAGGCAGAUGUAAUUUAUUUUAACAUUUUUACAAUAAAACACAUGAAC